CUAACCGGCCUCCAACCGCAGCUCCGGAGGCCCCGAACUGCCAGGACUCCUCUGCCGGUUCCUCUCGCGGCCCGAGGCCUCAUCGCCGCAGAGGUGCCGAGUGCCCGCUCCUCGGGGGGACACCCUGGGGGGAUACCGGAGCCUUGUUGCUCCCUGCGGGAAGGACCGGGGACCUGGUCUCUCCCCCUCUCAGGGCGCCCGAGUGGCCCGGCACUGGAUGCCGGGGACUAGCUGCCGAGUAGAGCGACACUCAGACGUGAAAGCCGGGCACAGCUACCCCGGGAGCAGUGCGGUGAUGCUGCAGCAGCCUCCUGCUGCUUCGCUGAGGGACAGGGACUCCAUCAGCGGCUGGUAGAAAUCCCCACCCGAGGACUCCUGGAGGGCAGUGCGGGCAGAGGCACCCGGCAGUAGGUGUGAGGUGAUCUAGCCCAGCUCCUGCAGUGGCCUGGCUCUCUGGUGUCUGAGGAUGAGUUUGACCCCCACCAGGGGAUGCCUCCUGGACCUGCCCUGGGAAGACAUCUUGCUUCCACAUAUUCUCUGUCAUCUGCCACUGCAGCAGCUCCUGAGCCUGCAGAGGGUCAGCAAGUCAUUCCAGUCUCUCAUCCGGCUGUACCUGGCCAACAUACGCUGCUUUGACUCAAGCCAGAUCAGACCUGCCAUCCCUCGAGCUGCUUUUGUUAACCUGUUGAAGGACAACAAAGUACUGCAGCAGCUGGCACUCCAGAACUGCUCCGACUGGCUGACGGACUGCGAGCUGCUCCCAGUCAUCGAGCAGAACCACCACCUCCACCAGAUCCAGCUGAAGGGCUGCGUCCAGCUCAGCCGCCAUGCGCUGGUGACCAUCUCGCUGAGCUGCCCCAACCUGCGCCAGCUGUCCCUGGCUCAGUGCGACUGGGUGGACAGCCUGGCCCUGCGCAGCCUGGCUGACCACUGCAAGGCCCUGGAGGCUGUGGACCUGACAGCCUGCCGCCAGCUGAAGGACGAGGCCAUCUGCUACCUGGUGCAGAAGUGCAGAAGGCUCAAGUCUCUGUCGCUGGCUGUCAAUGCCAAUGUGGGCGACGUGGCAGUCGAGGAGACUGCCAAGUGCUGCCCCGAGCUGGAGCACUUGGACCUCACAGGGUGUCUGCGAGUCAAGAAUGACUCCAUCAGGGUCCUGGCUGAGUACUGUCCCAAGCUGCGCUCGCUGAAGGUCAAGCAUUGCCACAACGUGGCUGAGUCCAGCUUGAGCAUCCUCCGAAGCCGUGGGGUGGAGCUGGAUGUGGAGCCUCCACUGCGGAGGGCUCUUAUUCUCCUGCAGGACGUGGUUGGCUUCGCCCCUUUCAUCAACCUUCAGAUCUAGAACUGCUGCUGCCGGGGAGGGGGGGACUGACACAACGCUGGGAACCCGGAAGGAUGCCGGAACUGGCUGCUGUGGAGACGUGCAGAGGGAGAGGUCGGUCCCAUUGGUGAGGCUGGCCUGAGUGGGGCUCACUCUUUCCUCUGGGGCUGUUUAGCAGCCACUGAGUGUUCAUGAAUAGGCUUCACUGAUGCCUCUGGGGAAAGUAACUCCCUCUACAGUGGCGUGGAGAGAGCGCUUGACUUGCAGGAACACCAUGGUGCUGAACAGGCCUUGGCCAGGCCAGCUAAUAGAUAGGAUUUACUAUU
This is a messenger RNA of Neopelma chrysocephalum (saffron-crested tyrant-manakin), 1644 nucleotides long. It is a transcript of the gene FBXL15, whose product is annotated as F-box and leucine rich repeat protein 15. The transcript is spliced from 4 exons. Bases 467 to 1339 code for a protein of 290 amino acids. Gene Ontology annotation, molecular function: protein binding. NCBI's taxonomy places the organism in Eukaryota, Metazoa, Chordata, Aves, Passeriformes, Pipridae. The record is from RefSeq and is a predicted model, not a curated record.